GCGCUGUCAGCUGGCUCAUUGGCGGGGCGGCGGGAGCCUGAUUGGCUCGUCCCGGCGUCGCCGGCUUCCAGGUUGGCGUUCCUCCUCCCGCAGCCCAGGUAAAGCCUUCCCGCACCGCUCCGGCUCCCGGCCGCACCUGGCUCCCGAGGAUUAGCUCACCAGCUCACGCUUCUGGGUUGCGUGUUUUUUUUUUUUUAAUUAUUUUUUCUUUUUCGCCCCCUCCCCCCCGUCGCUAUCUUUUUUUCAGAUCUUGUUUUUGCUCUCGGGGCAGCGGGGCGCGGGGAGCUAGCGGGGCGCGCGGGAGGAAUGAGCAGCGGCGGGCUGGUGCUGCGCUCCCCGCUGCCCGACGAGAGCUCCGCGUUCGCGCCCCUGAAGCCCGUCGCCAUGUCGGGGGAGUCCGGCGAGGACGCCUCGGUCUUUGAGGACAUCAAGCCGGCCGGCCGGAGCCUGGAAAGCCAGCCCGACUUGGCGCAGCUUCACCCCAUGAGGAUGGAACAGCGAAUGCCGCUCAUUCUAGAGGAACCUGGGGCUGCUCAGGAUCAGGAGAAGUGGAUUUAUCAGGCUUCACUGGAAUGGCAGGAAGGAGACGUUGCUGUGCAGGCACGGUCUGAAAUGGAUAAGUAUCUUUCAAACCAGGUGCCACCCAUUUCAAUGAUACCAGACAAGAAAUACCGCCGGGAGAGUGCCUCAGUGGUGGAUGAGUUCUUCUCAACAGAGAAGCCAACUUCUACACCGUACAGUGUGAACAUCAAUGUGAUUCUGCCAGACACGACACACCUGCGCACUGGACUUUACAGGCCACCCAAACCUAUGACGCCAUUCCCCCAGAUCAAAACAGAGCCUGGCACGAGUUUUGCCCAGCCCUGCUCUUCCACCUCUGGCUCCACACAGACCCUGCCUGAUUUCACCAGCGUCUUCAGCAUGCCCCAGUCAGUGGCAGUGAACAACAUCUUCAUCAAGCAGGAGAUGCCCUCCGACAUCCCCUUAUCUACCAGCCCACAGCAAGCCCAGCUUUAUCAGAUGCCUCUUGGCAAUGGAAGCGCCGACAUUACCACUAUGACACCGUCCUCCAACAGCACCACAGCCAUCAACUCUCUCAGCGGUGUCACCAUGUCCACAGGUAACGCCAUGUCCAGUGUGCUCCACAGACCUGUUCAGCCAGGAGGGCCAGUUAAGCAGUACCCGCAUGUGUCCCAAGGACAGGGAAACUUCAACAUCACAGGGCAGUUUUACCCUGUUCCAGGAGUGAGCCUGCCCCCCUCGCCCCCCAACUCACAGCCUGGCAGUCCAGAAAAUCAACCAGAGCUCAUCAACACCAUCUCUCCCCCACCAUCCUAUGAAGCCACUUUUGGACUGAAGCUGGUCCAGUCAUCCCAGGUCCCCCCAAUCCCCAAUGGCCUUGGGACCCUCUCCCAAGGGCACAUUAUCAUGCAGCCCCCCAAAUACAACAGACGCAACAACCCUGAGCUGGAGAAAAGGAGGAUCCAUCACUGCGAUUACCCAGGUUGCACAAAAGUUUAUACCAAGAGCUCCCAUCUCAAGGCACAUCAAAGGACUCACACAGGGGAGAAGCCCUACAAGUGCACAUGGGAAGGCUGUGACUGGCGCUUCGCCCGCUCUGACGAGCUGACCCGGCACUACCGGAAGCACACAGGUGCCAAACCCUUCAAGUGCUUAGCCUGCGGCCGGUGCUUCUCCCGCUCAGACCAUCUGGCUCUCCACAUGAAGCGGCACCAGAAUUAGGAGCUGCCUCAUUCACCACCUCUCCUCUAGGAGCAGCUGGAACACUUUCUUUUCUGAGCGACCUCUCCUCUUCUUGUACAUAGGAACAAAACCAUGCUGUGAUCAACCAGCAGGGCAGGGGCAGUGGGCAUGCCCCCUCCACAAGCCCUGUCCCCAUUAUUUCUCGUUUUAAAAACAUAUUCAUUAAAAAAGAAUAAUAAUUACAGACUGAUCUUGUGACAAGCCUCCCUGCAGCACUAGGUAGAUGGGCCCUGGAUUUCAAAGUGCUUUCUUCCAGCAAAUCUGCUAUUUAUUUGUCACUCAGGAGCAACUGUCAUUCAUGUCUCAAGCUCUUUGGGAUGUUUUUUCCCUUUUCAGGGCAGUGUUUUUGGUGAGGACAGGGAGGGUUGUGACAGGUUGUUAGACUGGCUAUGCAUGAGAGGUCUCACUUCAAGCUGUCAGUGCAAUCCUCUUGGACUGGUCCAUGGCAUGGCCAUGGAUGUGGCACCUGUGACAUUUGUUAACAAGAUCACAUGCCCAGCGCUGUUUGGGUUGACAGUCCCAAUCUCUGUGGGGGCACAGAAGAAUGGGCGUAUGAAAUACCCACCUGACACGCCUUCAGUCAAGGGACGGCACAAAAGCAGAUGACAAAAGCCAUCAUCUAAGUCCCGUUGAUUCCACCUGUGGUUUUCUGGCAGCCAGCUCACUGGGGGCUGUGAAUAUCUGCCCUACUUGGCCAGGUUUUCCGGUUGUGUCCUUAGCAUUUCUGCUUCCAAGAUGAAUUUUGACUUCAGGUGUCUCUGGGAGGACCAGGGUGGUUUUGGAGCCAAGCAGGAGACUGCAAAAACCCACCUAUAAAGCUCUGGUUUCCCAGAAUGCAAUGUGCCUUUCUCCAAAACGCACUGUGUAGGUUCCGCUCAUGCCUUGAACACACACACACACACAAGGAACCAGUCAUUGCCAAUCACAUUGGUCUUUUGCUGUUGUUGUUCCACCACGUUCAGACAGAAAGGAGACAAAAAAAAGCAUCUUCAAAACAAAUUCUGAUAAAUCCUGCUGUUCAGACUGUAAUCGUGUUACCUACCUCACAGGUUCACAGCCUUGGGCUCUGUAAAGCACCUUCCCUCAUCUUCCUUAUGGUGCCGUGAUGCAUGGGGCACAUCAUCUAUUCUUCAAAGCCUACCAGGGGUUAAACUUAGCAGAACAAGAACUAGGCCAUGCCAAUUUAAACAGCAGCAGUGUAGGUAAUAAAUAAAUCAGGAACAAAUAAUGGGCCUGGUGUGUUCAACAGAAUAUUGAUUUUUUCCCCCUUCUCUUUUAUUCUUCCUUGAACAAAUGUAAGUAACAUUCAGACUGUGACGAGUGUUUGCAAAAUGAACUGAAAGGCCUCACUGAACCACGGCAUCUUCAGGCAGUGGAAAUUCAAAGGGCUCCAGCCCCCCACCCCCUCCACUAUUGCCUAACUGUACAUUAGCUGAAAACUCCGGCAACGUUCCUGAUCGCCCUUUGCCUUGGAUGAAUAAAACUGAUCACACCUGCAGCGAACGCAGCCAGUCUGGCAUGACAAGACCGGAGGGAAGAGCAGAAUUUGGGAUGUGUGCGUGCAUUACAGGCUUUGGGAUUACACGCCUGGUACUGGAGGUGCAGAGCUGUGGUGAGAUGCCCAUGGGGCCUGUUGUGUUGUGCAAGAGCCGAGCUGUUCUCCGUGAAGCGUUGUUUAAUCUUCCUGCCUACCUAAUCCAUGUGGAGGGGGAGAGGAGGGGUGAACUAAGGCCAUGAUUCAGACCCCAGCUACACUGAAUUCCUGGAAUCUGACUUGAGUGACUUCCCAUGGCAGUGCCUGGAAAAGGUUUUCCAGACCUCAGUUCUGAGGCCAUGACCAGCUCUUAAGUUCAUGCCUUGGCAUGCUGAGCUCUGCUCCUUUCUUGGUCUCAGAGCUUCAGGCUUUCUUGCUUGGUUGAGUGCCCGUCUGACUGGCUGGGAAACUCUGGUGCCCUUGACCUUCCACGGGGUUUGAUGCCAGCACCCUCUUGAUGCUGAUUAAUAGCAGCCAUAUUUAGACAUGGACUGGAGAGUCUGGCUCAUAAAUGAGAUUCUCCUAAGUGUAACCACAACAGACAAGGCCUGACCCCAUGCAUGAAGCUUUGGAUGUCCCCCACGUCCUUUCUCCAGCUCUUCUUUUAUCAUCACAUGCCUGCACAGCUCCCUGGGGGUCAGCAGGUGCCCUGUGCCCUGUGCACUGUAACAAAUGCGGUCUUUUGCCGUGUACCUUGUCGACUGGCGGGGCUGGGGGUCCUUGUGUGCCCUGGGGACUCAAUCCCCUUCAGGGCACAGAGCAAGGCCUUCCUGUGCUGCUGCUGUAAACUGGGCUCCUUCUUUCUCCUACCUCAUCUCUGAGGUCAGGCUAAUCCUAACAAAUGGGUAAGCCAUCUAGUGCCAUCUCCCCGCUAAAUGCAGAGUGGGUUUUAAGUGAUGCAUGGCCUGAAGCCCUUACGCUGCAUGCAGAUGCUGCCAGUUUUGCCUUAGUAAGGCACUUGCCUCUGUUUAGAGGCCGUAACCCACAGAGCAGAGUCUAGAGAGGGUCAGGGCAGACAGGGAGAGUGUCUUAUGGAAGAAAAUCCCUUUCAAGAGUGGUGGCUGUUCUGAGCGUAUGUGCAUGCGGCGCAGACACACACGCACACACACACACGCGUGCACACACACACACGCGUACACACACACACACACACACACACACACACACACACACACACUCCCCUUUCUUUCUCAGGUAGGCUUAGCUCACAUCGUAGGAAUUUCAGGGUAACACUGCAGAUGCCUCAGCCAGGUGCAGCCAGUGUCUCCAGGAAGUUCAGGCUGGUUCAGUGGUGUUGGUGGGAACCCAGAGCAGCCGUGCCGGGACCUGCUGGGCCCCACCCAGGCAUCGCUGGCGCACGCUCAGCCACUCUGCGGGUGCAGCGUGUUGCAAAUGUGAGCCUCUGCUCACCAAGCGUGGGGCACCAGAAUCUGCUCCGUCCCCUAUGGGAGCUGUAUCACGGUGAGCCGUAUGGGUAGAGCGGUCCCCGCGUUCCUGCAAAAUACAGCCUUAGGGCAGGAAGAGGUUGUCAGCUGGUGCCUCUUGCACUCACCUGCACCUGGAGUGGCUGAAUGUCCUGACGCUGUGAGCUGGAGACCAAAAGCCAAGGGCCACAAGCUGUGUCCCAUGUUCCUUGGCGAGGCGUGAGGAGGGACUGCUCAAGGAGCACUUUGUGGCUGGGAGAUGUGGCUCCUGGGAGGCUCAGCCGUAGCCUCCUUUGCUCACCCGCACCCAGGGUGCCACUCCAGCCUUCCCGCCAGGCUUUGGGCAAACGGUCGACACAGUCACCACAUGUGCCAUUGGGCCAGUUGUGGGGUUAUCCCACGCCCUUGGCCCUGUCAGAGGGGCCUUGUCUUCCCCCCCCGCCAUAGCUCUUCUCCCUUAUGCUAUUUUUCUUCUCCUGUGCUGCGGUGUGCUGACAAGGUCCACAGCCUGGGCACAGCCUGUUCACUAAAGUACAGUAAAAUCCCCCAAACCCAACAGGCAGCUUUAAAUCUGUUUCUUAGGGGAAUUUUGAAUAAUUUUCCUAAUGCUUUUUUCCCCAUAGAAAAAAUGUACCUGCUCAUCGUCACCUCGACACCUAUAUAUAUAUAGUAUGUAUAUUUGCAUUUGAAAUUAUUUGCGGGGGGAGAAGUGUCUUAAAAAACACUCCAAUCCAGUACUGCUUCCCAUACGUCACUUCUGGUCUGCAUACAAAAUGCCGACAUGCAAAUGUUUUACUAGCUCAAAGGCAGCGCUCCAAAGAAAAUGUUUGAAACAAAACCACAGGCCUUAGCUUUUUUUUCUUUUUUCCCCCUUUAUUUUUUUGUGUCCACAGGAAAUGGACAGCUUCUAUCACUGCAUUUCACCGAUGUUUUCAAUGGUCAAGUGCAGCUAUUUGCUCCUGAGCCCCGUAAGACAACUGGGGGAGAUGAGGAGUGAUGCUGACAGGGCAAAGCCCCUCUGUCCUUUGGGAGACAGCUCAGAGCCAAAGACAUAGGUAGGGAUGUGCUAACCACAGCGGAACGAAGGUCCGUCUAUCUCCUGUCCUCAUUUGUGGGCCUUUAGGUGCCAGGGCCAUUGGAGAAGGUUUGCAAGCACACUAGAAGACUUGUCCUUGGCGGGCGCACUGCAAGGUCUCCUGUGCUUUGUGCAGAACAAACGGGGGUGACUUACCCGACCUUUCGUCAGCAGGGAGAGACGGGAGACGGUCUCGUUGUCUCUGCUGAGCCUGUAUCAUAGCAGAGGAAUCUGUGUAAAUAGGAAAGCAUUGUAUCGCUUAUCCGGUUUGUAUGUGGAUUGAAAGUGAUUGUUUAUUGUCUAAGACAAAUACAACGUGAAAAAAAUUGGGACAUGGAAAACUUGGGUGGAAGGUUUAUUUUCUGGUGAUGUUUUUGUUUGUUACAUAACCCCUCCCCACAAAGCUCCCUUACGAUUAUUAAUCUAUCUAAUAUUUUGUAAUAAAAUUUUAUUACAUGGA
This is a messenger RNA of Dromaius novaehollandiae (emu), 6257 nucleotides long. Its product is annotated as Krueppel-like factor 5. Gene Ontology annotation, molecular function: DNA-binding transcription factor activity, RNA polymerase II-specific; RNA polymerase II cis-regulatory region sequence-specific DNA binding. The coding region runs from base 307 to 1743 and encodes 478 amino acids. The transcript has 6 exons. The record is from RefSeq and is a predicted model, not a curated record. Gene Ontology annotation, biological process: regulation of transcription by RNA polymerase II. NCBI's taxonomy places the organism in Eukaryota, Metazoa, Chordata, Aves, Casuariiformes, Dromaiidae.